Penicillium riverlandense is the source of this 468-nucleotide messenger RNA. RefSeq lists its product as uncharacterized. The coding region runs from base 1 to 468 and encodes 155 amino acids. The transcript has 2 exons. NCBI's taxonomy places the organism in Eukaryota, Fungi, Ascomycota, Eurotiomycetes, Eurotiales, Aspergillaceae. The record is from RefSeq and is a predicted model, not a curated record.
AUGCAAGUUCCAGACCGUCCGGUGAACCUUGUACCAGCAAAAGCUGGCCAGAUCAUUGUCCUCGGAAGUAUGAAGCUGAGGGUUAUGGAGGAUGGAUCGAAUACUGAUAUGCGCUUGAGCAGUGUGGAGCUCACGAUCCCCCCGAGGACGAAAGGUCCUCCUCCGCACUGGCACGAGAUGCAUGACGAAACCUUCCUGGUUACGAAGGGCACCGUUCGAUUUCAUCUCCCCGGGAAACCCGAUGUCGAUGCCAAAGCCGGCGACUAUGUCGUGGUCCCGACAAGGAGCCCCCAUACCUUUUCGAACCCAACCGAUGAGGAGUCCGUUUUUUUCAACACCUUCACCCCAGCGUUCUACAUCAACUACUUUAAGCUGCUUGGCGAGAUGGUCGAAGGAGGACCGCUGACCAUGGAGGCCAACGAGAAGGCCAUGGCAUACUAUGCAACGCUUCCCGUGCCUGAACUGUGA